AUGCCCCGCAAGGAUUGCGAGCUGACUGCCCCCAAGGAACGGCUGCGCAGCCAUGCGCAGGCAUUUGACGGUCUGCUGUCUUUGAUCCCCGCCAAAUACUAUUAUGGCGAAGAAGAUACAAGUGAUCAAUGGCAACGCAAAAAGCAAACCAAAGAACAAGCACGCGAGGCCAAGCGGGCGAAGCUGAACCCCGAAGCCGCUAAGACCGCCAAAGACGUGAUGGAUGAAAACGCACGCAAGCGAAAGCGGGAGGACGGCACCCUCGAGUCCGACUCGUCCGACGGAGAGUUGGGCACAGAGACUCCUAAGGAAGGACUGCAACGCGGAACCACCAACAUCAAGAAGCAAAAGCAGGUCGAAAAGUCUGAUAAGCCAGACGCUGCCAAGACAGCAGAGGUUGAGGCACGGAAAAAGCAAAAGGAAGAAAAGAAGGCCCAGAAGAAGGCCGCCCAGAUGGAGAAAAAGAAGGCUAAGGAUGCUGCCCGGAAGGAGAAAUCUCAGCAGAGCAAAAAGCCAUCCACUACCCCAACUGAGGAUUCUGAAAAAUCUGCACCCAAGCCUAACGGCAAUGCAACCAAGGACACUGAAGCGUCCGAGGAUGAAGAGGAUGACGACCAAGAAGAUGACGGUGUUGUCGAGGAAGGCUUUUCUGUUGAGUUCAACGUUGAACAGGAAACCCCUUCUUCUGCCCCAUCUACCACCGACUCUCCUACCUUCGAUGCCUCAAAUCCCCAAUCCGGCACCUCCUCCACUUCCUCCAUCGUUCCUCCCUCCACCGAAGCCAAAUCCUCAGAGCCCAAACCUCUCAAGCACACACCCGAAGAGCUGAAGCAGCGUCUACAGAAGCGUCUGGAUGAGCUCCGGGCUAAGCGCCACGCCGAUGGACUCAACGGCAAGCCUGCACGCAACCGCCAAGAGCUGAUCGAAGCCCGCAGACAAAAGGCCGAGCAAAGAAAAGCACACAAGAAGGAAUUGCGUGAAAAGGCCAAGGUUGAGGAAGAAAAGAAGACCGAUGAGGCCAUGGCCCGCCGCUUCUCGCCUGGUGGCUCUGGAUCUCUUCUGGCAUCCCCCCGCUCCCCUGCCGAGUCCGUCAGCUCCGUUAGCAACAGCUUCUCCUUUGGCCGUGUGAUGUUCGCAGAUGGCCAGCAGACCGAUGCCACUGGAACCAGCGUGCGCGACAAGCCGAAGACCAGCGGUGCCCGCGACCCGGGUUCCCAGCUCAAGGCCGCCGAGGCUAAGAAAGCCCGCCUUGAAGGGAUGGACUCUACCAAGCGUGCCGAUAUUGAAGAAAAGGACAUGUGGUUGAAUGCCAAGAAGCGUGCUCACGGCGAGCGUGUCCGCGACGAUACCUCUCUGCUGAAGAAGGCCCUCAAGCGCAAGGAGACAGCGAAGAAGAAGUCCGAGCGCGAGUGGGGAGACCGCAUGGACGCCGUCGCCAAAUUCAAGGGCGAGCGCCAGAAUAAGCGCGAUGAGAACCUUCGCAAGCGUCGGGAGGAGAAGGGCACCAAGGGCGGCAAGAAGAAGUCCAGCAGCGGUGGAAAGAAGAAGGCUGCUCGUCCUGGAUUCGAGGGCAGCUUCAAGGGUGGUGGCAAGAAGAAAUAA
Penicillium robsamsonii is the source of this 1602-nucleotide messenger RNA. RefSeq names its product putative 60S ribosome biogenesis protein Rrp14. Gene Ontology annotation, molecular function: DNA binding; RNA binding. The coding region runs from base 1 to 1602 and encodes 533 amino acids. Gene Ontology annotation, cellular component: nucleolus. The transcript is spliced from 2 exons. Lineage: Eukaryota; Fungi; Ascomycota; Eurotiomycetes; Eurotiales; Aspergillaceae. The record is from RefSeq and is a predicted model, not a curated record. Gene Ontology annotation, biological process: ribosomal large subunit biogenesis; ribosomal small subunit biogenesis.